UUCCACUCAAAGAUGUCAACGAAGUUUUUUCCCCUGGAACUUUUUUCACGAUUUUUCCAGCAAAAAACACAAUUUUUCCACAAUGACUAGUUCUGGAUUGUUCUUCACAUCCCUCAUUAGUGGAGGAGUAGCAGGUACUGUUGUUGAUGUCGUCCUCUUUCCUGUGGACACAAUAAAAACACGUCUGCAGAGUGAGAGAGGUUUCUGGAAGUCCGGUGGAUUGUCCAAAAUCUACAAAGGUUUUCUACCAGCAGCCGCUGGAAGUGCACCUUGUGCUGCAUUGUUUUUCUGUACAUACGAAACCACCAAAUCCCUCCUGAAUUCCCAAAAUUUCCUCAACAUCCACACCCCAGUGGUGCACAUGAUCUCAGCGAGUCUAGGUGAAGUGGCAGCCUGUCUCAUUCGUGUUCCAGUAGAAAUAGCCAAGCAGCGCCGACAGGAUCUGACGCAGGGCAAUCGAUCUGCAAUCAGUAUCCUCAGGCAUGCUCUCAGAACUGAAGGCUUUAUCGGAGGGCUAUAUCGUGGUUUCGGGACUACCCUCUCGAGAGAAAUUCCCUUUUCUCUCAUUCAAUUUCCCCUCUGGGAAUAUUUCAAAGCCACCUGGAGUGAGCACAGAGGAGAACCCUUAGCCAGUGCUCAUGUUGCUAUCUGUGGAGCCCUUGCAGGAGCCAUUGCCGGUGGUAUUACUACCCCUUUUGAUGUGGCCAAGACGAGAAUAAUGCUGGCUAAUCAAGGAGAAGCCCAAAAGAACAAUAUGUUCAGUGUUCUCAGAAACAUAUAUGCCAGGGAAGGAAUUUCCGGACUCUUUUCUGGCUUCAUUCCCCGUGUUAUGUGGAUAUCAAUUGGAGGGACCAUCUUUUUUGGUGUUUAUGACUUUGUUAGCAGCACAAUAUCUGCCUCUAGUAUCUUCCAGCAAGAUUCAUGAGCCAAAGAACAAAACUACUUAAUGCAUUUUAUGUUAAAAAUGGAAUUUAUAAUAAAUAGAUAAUUAUAGAGGAA
Phlebotomus papatasi is the source of this 999-nucleotide messenger RNA. RefSeq names its product S-adenosylmethionine mitochondrial carrier protein homolog. Gene Ontology annotation, molecular function: S-adenosyl-L-methionine transmembrane transporter activity. Lineage: Eukaryota; Metazoa; Arthropoda; Insecta; Diptera; Psychodidae. Gene Ontology annotation, cellular component: mitochondrial inner membrane. Gene Ontology annotation, biological process: transmembrane transport. The record is from RefSeq and is a predicted model, not a curated record. The transcript is spliced from 3 exons. The coding region runs from base 83 to 925 and encodes 280 amino acids.